Rhinocladiella mackenziei CBS 650.93 is the source of this 1002-nucleotide messenger RNA. RefSeq lists its product as uncharacterized. Gene Ontology annotation, cellular component: cytosol. The record is from RefSeq and is a predicted model, not a curated record. NCBI's taxonomy places the organism in Eukaryota, Fungi, Ascomycota, Eurotiomycetes, Chaetothyriales, Herpotrichiellaceae. Gene Ontology annotation, molecular function: aldose reductase (NADPH) activity. The transcript has 5 exons. The coding region runs from base 1 to 1002 and encodes 333 amino acids.
AUGGCUUCACCAACCAUUCCCCUCAAACUUUCAGGUCAUAGUAUUCCUCAAAUAGGACUUGGUCUAUGGAAAGUACCAAACGACUGCGCAGCCGAUAUCGUGUACAAGGCCAUUGAGAACGGUUACCGUCAUUUCGAUGGAGCAUGUGACUAUGGAAACGAGAAGGAAGCUGGUCAAGGAAUUGCACGAGCGAUCAAAGACGGCCUCGUCAAGAGAGAAGAUAUUUUCGUGACGACCAAGCUCUGGGCGACAUUCUAUGAACCGUACCAUGUCGAACAAUUAUGCAAGAGACAACUCGCGGACUGGGGGCUUGAUUACUUUGAUCUUUACCUCAUCCACUUCCCGCUCCCGCUUCAAUAUGUCGACCCGGCAGAGCGAUACCCACCAGGCUGGUCGAUCGCGGCCGAUAGAUGGGAAACCAAGACGAGCAACGUCUCUCUGGCCACAACGUGGAGGGCAAUGGAGUCUCUGGUCGACGGAGGUCUGGUGAAAAACAUCGGCGUCUGCAACUUCCAGGGUGGUCUGUUGAUGGAUUUGCCCCGCUCUGCUCGAAUCCCGCCCUGCAUGCUUCAGAUCGAACAUCAUCCUUACCUUGUGCAGUCACAAUUGAUGGACCUGUGCAAAGACCUGGGAAUUGCCGUCACGGCAUAUUCAAGCUUUGGACCACUGAGUUAUCGGGAUUUGCAAAUUCCAAAGGCCAUGACCGCAUCGUUGCUCUUUGAGAACGAUAUUGUCGCUUCGAUGGCCACCAAACACGGGAAAAGGCCAGCCCAAAUUUUGUUGAAAUGGGCUGUUCAACGAGGACUGAUUGUGAUUCCCAAAUCCAAUGAUACGACGAGGCAAAAGGAGAACAUGGAUCUGUUCUCCUUUGAGCUUUCCUCUGAAGAGAUGAACGCGAUCAGCAGUCUUGACAAGGGAUUGAGAUUCAACGACCCUGUAAGUCCACUCAUCCAGACGCUCAGUAACCGACUUCUUCUCCUGGUUCUUUCGAAGCAUUGGUGA